Nezara viridula (southern green stink bug) is the source of this 1527-nucleotide messenger RNA. The record is from the annotation of a GenBank genome assembly. Lineage: Eukaryota; Metazoa; Arthropoda; Insecta; Hemiptera; Pentatomidae.
GGGGAACUGGCUCUUGCUGCGACCUGGUUUUACCAACCUGUCAGUUGUUAGCGGCUGGACUCGAAGAAUGGUUAAAAAGAGAGUUUGUGUUAUCGGAUGCGGUGCUGCUGGUCUCGCGGCGGCCCGACAUCUCACAGCUUCUCCGCAUCUCUUCGAGUUCGUCGUCUACGAGCAAACCUCACAGAUCGGAGGGACCUGGGUUUACACUGAGCAGGUUGGCAAGGACGAGUAUGGUCUCCCUAUACACACGAGUAUGUACAAGAGUCUCAGGACUAAUUUGCCGAAAGAGAUUAUGGGCUAUCCGGAUUUUCCUAUCCCUGAUGUCCCUGAGGACAGAUCUUACCUGAAAGCCAGUGAAAUCUUAGGUUUCUUGAAUGACUACGCAAAACGAUUUGAUAUCCUACAGCAUGUCAAGUUUCUACAUCAUGUCAAGCUCGUUGAGCCGACAGGAAAUGAUCAGUGGGAAGUCACUGUAAUCGAUCUUCCUAAGCAAGAAGAAAUUACUUCCGUCUUUGAUGCUAUUAUGGUAUGCAAUGGCCAUUAUCAUACACCUAUUUAUCCAGAACUUAAAGGAAUUGAAUCUUUUCCCGGGGAACAAUUGCACAGCCAUGAUUAUAGAGUUCCUGAAAAUUUCUUAGGUAAAAGAGUGGUUGUGAUUGGUGCUGGUCCUUCAGGAAUUGAUUUGUCACUUGAAAUUGCUUCAACAGCUUCUAAAGUAAUCUUAAGCCGUCAUAAAGAUGGAGAUGUGAUAAGAGACGUUUUACCAGAAAAUGCUACAAUGAAGUUUGAAGUAAUUGAAGUUCAGGGAAAACAAAUUAAAUUUGAGGAUGGUUCAACAGAGGAAGUUGACAUGAUAUUUUAUUGUACAGGCUACAAAUACAGUUUUCCAUUUUUAUCUGAGAAAUGUGGUGUUAAGGUAAUAGAAAACUGUGUUCAACCACUGUACAAACACUUAAUCCAUAUAGAAUAUCCCACAUUAUGUUUGAUUGGACUGCCAUUUUAUGUGUGUGCUUUUUCACUUUUUGACCUGCAGGUCAGGUUCUUCUUGAAGAACCUUACUGGAGAGCUCACUCUGCCUAGUAAAAAUCAAAUGAAAGCUGACACGGAGAUGGAAAUGGAUAAACGAAGGAAAAAGGGUUUGAAAACCAAACAGUUUCAUAUGAUGGGUGGAAUGCAAGGGGAUUACUAUGCUGAACUAGCUGUGCUUGGAAAUCUUCACCCAUUACCUCAAGUUUUUGCCGAUCUACAUAAUUUUAGUAGCCAACGUCAAUUAGAUGAUUUAUCUAAAUUUAGAGAAGAUGCUUAUAAAAUUAUAGAUGAUAAAACAUUCAUUAAAGUAAAAUAAUGAGUGAAAAUGUGCACUGAUAGUGCUAGGAUUGUUUAAUUGUAAUUAAAUAUAGAAGUAUAGGUAUAUUAUUAAAUGUCAAAUGUAUAUAAUUAAAAAUUGUAUGUUAUAAAAUAUGUUUCUGUGAAUUUAUACUUGAUUUAAAAUAAAAAUUGUGAUAUAGGAAUAUUGUACUUCUUUAC